GCUAAACAAAACCGCAUAAAUACUCUAAGGAAGCAAGAUCCAGUGGUAGAUGCUAGUUGUGUUUCCAAGAUGACCGGCCUUUACUUGUUUGGGUUACUCCUCAUCAUUGGUCUCGCUCAGUGCGAGCCGAUCGAACCUGAGAUCGCAUAUAUCGGAGAUUCUCUUCGAGGAUCUAGAAUCGUGGGCGGCUGGGAGGCUGUGAAUGGCCAGUUUCCUUACACCGCCAGCAUUCGUGGAGUUGGGCCUACAGGAGGUGUGGCUGGAUGUACCGGCUCCAUACUCUCCAAUGAAUGGAUCCUCACUGCUGCUCACUGUCUGGCCAGCCGCUACACAUUUGUUGUCCGACUAGGACACAUAGACAUCACGACUCCAGGGUACAUGGUGGAAGCGACGGAGUGGUACGUCCACGAUGAUUACGACACAAACGACAUACAAGUGCAGACUGAUGACAUUGGAGUCAUAAAGCUGGACCGCUACAUACCAUAUGGAGACUACAUCCAGCCAAUCAGGCUACAGAGCAGUCAGCGUAACUUUGAGGAAUAUACCAACCUGCAGCUGACUCAAAGCGGGUAUGGACGUACCGACGACUGGUGGGUUGCUGGAUCCAUCGUCCCCGACGUCCUGAGGUGGACCUACCAGCUCGGCAUCUCUAUAGAGGCCUGCCGCUCCUGGUACCCGACCAGCGAGAUGAUCGAUGAUCGAAGGACCGUCUGCGCGCAGUUCUACAAUGACAUCACACAAAACCCUUGCACGGGAGACAGUGGUGGUGCUCUAACAUUGGUGGAUCUUGACGGCAAACCCACACAGAUCGGCAUCAUGAGCUUCGGAUCCUGGCGCUGCAACCAUCAGAACCCAUCAGGUCACGUCCGUCCGGAGUACUACCACUCCUGGCUGGAGAGGACCACCGGCAUCAACUUCGACUGGAACGUCGCAGACUUGAAGACCACGCCUGGUGGUAAAGACGAGAGCGAACAAAUCAGAUUUGUUGAUAACUAAAACUGUAAUAAUGUUUUAAUAAACGUAGCUAUUGCUUUGUACAAUA
This is a messenger RNA of Spodoptera frugiperda (fall armyworm), 1042 nucleotides long. RefSeq names its product collagenase. NCBI's taxonomy places the organism in Eukaryota, Metazoa, Arthropoda, Insecta, Lepidoptera, Noctuidae. The record is from RefSeq and is a predicted model, not a curated record. Gene Ontology annotation, molecular function: serine-type endopeptidase activity. Gene Ontology annotation, biological process: proteolysis. The transcript is spliced from 8 exons. The coding region runs from base 70 to 996 and encodes 308 amino acids.